Dracunculus medinensis (Guinea worm) is the source of this 510-nucleotide messenger RNA. The record is from the annotation of a GenBank genome assembly. Lineage: Eukaryota; Metazoa; Nematoda; Chromadorea; Rhabditida; Dracunculidae.
AUCAGAAAAAAUAGCUAUGAACUUUUAAAGCAGCAAAGAAAAAUGUUGAUUUGUGAUAAAGUCACCAAACAGUCUCGUUCAGAAAAAAAAGCUCGCAAACUAUUCAGCAAACUUGGAUUAAAAUCAGUUAGCGGUGUUUCUCGCGUAUGUAUACGUAAAUCAAAAAAUAUUCUCUUCGUAAUCAACAAACCCGAUGUUUACAAAAGUCCUGGCUCUGAUACUUAUAUAGUUUUUGGUGAAGCGAAGAUUGAAGAUCUUAGUGAGCAUGCACGGUUCACUGCUGCGGAACGUCUGAAACCGAGUGACACACCUGCAGCUGCACAAGGUGGCCGGGUCGAUGUUGCACAUGCUGAACCUGAAGAAGAAAGCGAUUUGGAUGCAACAGGGAUCGAAGAAAAAGAUAUCGAACUGGUUUGUUCUCAAGCGAACGUAACCCGUAACAGAGCCAUUAAAGCUUUAAAGAAAGCCGAUAAUGACAUAGUCAAUGCAAUUAUGGAAUUAACGAUGUAA